AUGUUCAUUAGGGGUUUAUGGAAUGUUCCAUACAUCACAAAUUGCUAUCUCGUGAACGUGACACUGCUCAGAAAUCCAGAAACUCGUCCAGUCUACGCUAUCGAAGGAACUGAACCAGAUAUGGCAUUUGCUAUGACUAAUCGUCAUAGAGAUAUUUUCAUGUAUAUCAACAAUCGCUUCAAAUUCGGCCACUUAGUCGACCCAGAUACUUACGACCUAAGACGCAAGAAUCCGGACAUGUACGAGAUUUCUACUAACAAAUUGGAUUGGCAGAAAAGAUACAUCCAUGAAAAUUAUAGCCAGAACUUCAACCCUGAUCUCAAACCCAUUCAGCCCUGCACUGAUGUUUUUUGGUUCCCCAUUGUCAGUACCAGAUUCUGCCGCGAAUUCAUUGAAAUCAUGGAGAACUAUGGACUGUGGUCAGAUGGAUCUAAUCACGAUUCCAGAUUGCAAGGUGGCUAUGAGAACGUUCCAACCCGUGACAUCCAUAUGAACCAAGUGCAUUACGAGCGACAAUGGUUGUAUUUUCUCAAAGAGUAUGUCAGACCACUGCAGGAGCUCGUCUUCACUGGCUAUUUUCAUAAUCCUCCAAGGUCACUGAUGAAUUUCGUCGUUCGAUACAAGCCGGAAGAGCAGCCAGCUCUUCGCCCUCAUCAUGAUUCAUCAACAUAUACAAUAAAUAUCGCAUUAAACCAAGUAGGUGUGGAUUACGAGGGAGGCGGCUGUCGCUUUCUAAGAUACAAUUGCUCCAUCACCGAUACUAAACCUGGUUGGAUGUUAAUGCAUCCAGGCAGAUUGACGCAUUAUCACGAAGGACUUCGAGUGAUAAAAGGAACUCGAUACAUAAUGAUUUCAUUCAUUGAUCCUUAGAUGCAAGCUCCAUACAGAUAAGAAGAUCAGAAAAUUGAUACUCAAGGAACGUUUUUGGAUGUUCAGUUUUUCAUUACUGAUUUUCAUCCUAAUAUUGAGAAUUUAUAUUUCAUACUUCGAAAAAUCGUAAACAUAAAGAUCACGCCUAGAGAGGUGAAACAAAAAAAUACACUCACGUCCUGAUUUUUUUUCAAUUUUACCAUAUUUUUAUCGGUCAACACCACAUAUAUUUACAUAUGUACCGUAUUUACAUUGGAAAAAAUAGUUUUUGUUUCAUUUUUCCAUCUCAUAAUUGCAUCGGAUAGAUUAUUCUGCACUUGAAAAAUAACUUGAGUGAAAGAAGUAAAUUGUAAUUAGAUGUAAAAAAAGCUCUUUAAUAAUUACAUAAAAAAGUUUCUGUAACUGUU
Molecule: messenger RNA, 1277 nt
Organism: Diachasma alloeum
Lineage: Eukaryota; Metazoa; Arthropoda; Insecta; Hymenoptera; Braconidae
Product: procollagen-lysine,2-oxoglutarate 5-dioxygenase
Exons: 4
Coding region: 1-870 (289 amino acids)
Biological process (GO): peptidyl-lysine hydroxylation
Cellular component (GO): endoplasmic reticulum
Molecular function (GO): procollagen-lysine 5-dioxygenase activity; iron ion binding; L-ascorbic acid binding
Source: RefSeq, a predicted model, not a curated record